GCCGUGCGCGGGCAGCGGGUUCGCGGCCGGGGCUGCGGUCGCGGGCCGAGGCAAGUGGACCAGCACCUGACACCCGGCCAGACUUCACGACCGGGCGGCAACGCUGCAGGAGCGGGUUCUUGGACUCUCAGGCCACAGAGGGUACCGAGGACCGGGCUCGGAUGGGAGCCGGGCGCCGCGGGCCGGGGCGCGUCAGAUGAUGGAUUUGGACGUUCUCCUAUGAAGACAUGCCAUGUGACCUAGAAGCAAACAUGUACGUGCUACUGCCACCUUAGGACAUCAGGACUGGGUUCAACACUUCCCGGGGAAUCAGGCGUGGUCUGACCCAGGAUCCAAAAGCACAUCCUCACCAAUGACAUCAUGACAGCAAGAGAACACAGCCCUCGCCAUGGUGCCAGGGCCCGUGCAAUGCAGCGGGCUUCCACCAUUGAUGUGGCAGGUGACAUGCUAGGCCUCUCUCUGGCAGGAAAUAUACAAGAUCCAGAUGAGCCCAUUUUAGAAUUCAGCCUAGCUUGCAGUGAGCUGCACACGCCUUCGCUAGAUCGCAAACCAAAUAGUUUUGUGGCAGUGAGUGUCACCACCCCUCCACAGGCAUUCUGGACGAAGCACGCACAGACGGAGAUCAUUGAGGGAACCAACAAUCCAAUAUUUCUAAGCAGUAUUGCCUUCUUUCAAGACUCUCUUAUCAAUCAGAUGACACAAAUCAAACUGUCGGUGUACGAUGUCAAAGAUAGAUCUCAGGGAACAAUGUAUCUGUUGGGCUCUGGAACGUUCAUUGUCAAAGAUCUGCUCCAGGACAGGCAUCACAGAUUACACCUGACACUAAGGUCUGCCGAGAGUGACCGUGUAGGUAAUAUCACCGUGAUUGGCUGGCAGAUGGAGGAGAAGUCAGAUCAGCAGCCCACUGUGACCCGGUCUGUGGACACUGUCAAUGGGAGGAUGGUUCUGCCUGUUGAUGAGAGCUUGACGGAGGCAUUGGGAAUCCGAUCCAAAUAUGCUUCAUUGCGAAAAGACACUUUACUGAAAUCUGUGUUCGGUGGCGCCAUCUGCCGCAUGUAUCGGUUUCCAACCACUGAUGGCAACCACCUGCGGAUCCUGGAGCAGAUGGCAGAGAGUGUGCUUUCGCUGCACGUGCCCCGGCAGUUUGUGAAGCUCCUGCUGGAAGAAGACGCGGCUAGAGUCUGUGAGCUUGAGGAGUUGGGGGAGCUGUCCCCUUGCUGGGAGAGCCUGCGGCGCCAAAUUGUCACCCAGUACCAGACUAUCAUCCUCACCUACCAGGAGAACCUGACUGACCUCCAUCAGUACAAAGGUCCUUCAUUUAAAGCAAGCAGUUUGAAAGCAGAUAAGAAGUUAGAAUUUGUCCCUACAAAUCUGCACAUACAAAGGAUGAGAGUUCAAGAUGAUGGUGGAUCAGAUCAGAACUACGACGUUGUCACUAUUGGUGCUCCAGCGGCACACUGCCAAGGUUUUAAAUCAGGAGGUCUACGUAAAAAGCUGCACAAAUUUGAAGAGACCAAGAAACACAGUUUUGAGGAGUGUUGUACAUCAUCUGGCUGCCAGUCCAUAGUCUACAUACCACAGGACAUCGUCAGAGCCAAGGAGAUUAUCGCCCAGAUCAACACCUUGAAAACCCAAGUUAGUUACUACGCAGAACGGCUGUCACGAGCGGCCAAGGACAGGUCUGCUACUGGCCUUGAGAGAACACUUGCUAUCUUGGCAGACAAGACCAGGCAGCUGGUCACAGUCUGUGACUGUAAGCUGCUGGCCAACUCCAUCCACGGGCUGAAUGCUGCACGGCCUGACUAUAUCGCCUCCAAGGCCUCCCCAACCUCCACUGAGGAGGAGCAGGUGAUGCUUCGGAAUGACCAGGACACUCUCAUGGCCAGAUGGACAGGGAGAAACAGCCGAUCUUCCCUGCAAGUGGACUGGCACGAAGAGGAAUGGGAGAAAGUGUGGCUGAACGUGGACAAGAGUCUGGAGUGCAUCAUCCAGCGGGUGGACAAGCUGCUGCAGAAGGAGCGUCUGCAUGGCGAGGACUGUGAGGAGGUCUUCCCCUGUGCGGGCAGCUGUACCAGCAAGAAAGGUAACCGGCACAGCCACGCCUACUGGAUCAGACCGGAGGACCCCUUCUGCGAUGCCCCCUCCUCGCCAUGUCCCUCCUCCAUGCCCACUGCUGCAUGCCAUCCUCACCCAAACACACAUCGCAGCCCCCCUCCUGAAGAGUCCAGCCCAGGUGAGUGGAGUGAGGCCCUUUACCCUCUGCUGACUACCCUCACAGACUGUGUGACCAUGAUGAGCGAUAAGGCCAAGAAAGCCAUGGUUUUCCUGCUCAUGCAGGACAGCGCCCCCACCAUCGCUUCCUAUCUCAGCUUGCAAUACCGCCGUGAUGUGGUCUUCUGCCAAACCCUGACUGCCCUCAUCUGUGGCUUCAUCAUCAAGCUGAGGAACUGCCUGCACGAUGACGGCUUUCUGCGGCAGCUCUACACCAUCGGGCUGCUGGCCCAGUUUGAGAGCCUGCUGAGCACCUAUGGUGAGACCCACAGCUCAGGGGAAGAGUUGGCUAUGCUGGAGGACAUGAGCCUUGGGAUCAUGGACUUGAGGAACGUGACCUUUAAAGUCACUCAGGCCACUUCAAGUGCAUCAACUGACAUGCUGCCUGUCAUUACAGGAAACCGUGAUGGAUUUAAUGUUCGGAUCCCUCUGCCAGGUCCACUGUUUGACUCUCUACCCCGGGAAAUUCAGAGUGGCAUGCUGCUGCGAGUGCAGCCAGUUCUCUUCAAUGUGGGCAUCAAUGAGCAGCAGACACUGGCUGAGAGGUUUGGUGAUACUUCUUUACAAGAAGUUAUCAACGUGGAGAGUCUGGUGCGCUUAAAUUCCUACUUUGAGCAGUUUAAGGAGGUUUUGCCAGAGGAUUGUCUACCUCGGUCUCGGAGUCAGACCUGCCUGCCAGAGCUGUUGCGGUUUCUGGGGCAGAAUGUGCACGCACGGAAGAAUAAGAACGUGGACAUCCUCUGGCAAGCUGCUGAGGUCUGCCGCCGUCUUAAUGGGGUCCGCUUCACCAGCUGCAAGAGUGCCAAGGACCGCACAGCCAUGUCAGUGACGCUGGAGCAGUGCCUGAUCCUGCAGCACGAGCACGGCAUGGCCCCUCAGGUCUUCACGCAGGCCCUGGAGUGCAUGCGCAGUGAGGGUUGUCGAAGAGAAAAUACAAUGAAGAAUGUUGGAAGUCGCAAAUAUGCAUUUAAUUCCCUGCAGCUGAAGGCUUUCCCCAAGCAUUACAGGCCUCCCGAAGGGACUUACGGAAAAGUGGAAACAUGAACACACGGUUUCCUAAUUAGUUGUUAUGUAAUAAAUGUGGGUACCCACUAGUGUCAUACAUGAACUCUUCAAGAAGACCUGAAGGAUUGUUUAUUUUUAUGUUUUUUAAAAUAACUUCACUAAAGAGUCCAUGGAGCAUGUUUUUUCUGUUGGAAUCCAUAGGAGGUAAUGUUGGCUCUAUAGUAUGGAUAGUAAUGACCGCCCUUAACAGUAGUGUUCAGCUGUAACCAUACAGCUACCAUAGUUACCUGUAAGAGUUCAGUUUGUCUGAACUAGGAGACUAGAAAGGAGACUUUUUCAAAUGCCCUCAUAGACCCUGCUCACCCAACUUAUUUUUCUACUGAGUAACUCAAAAGUGAGCAUUGACUUAAAAUCUACUUUUAAAAGGUCUGAAUAUAAAACAUCAAGUAAUACAUUAAACAGUUUUAUCUCAGGCAGAACAAUAUAGAUUGACUCAAGUUUUGGGAAAAGAAGCUAGCCUUUUAUGCAACGAGGAUAGUUAGUUCUAAUGAAUUACCAAAGGCACCACUGUCUGUGAAACUCAAAGUUGAAGGAAUCCUGGUCAGCCAGCCAGAGAUGACACCCCAGACUCUCACAACCUGGUGCCACACUUCUUUCUGUUCCUCGUGAGUUAUAUAGAGACAUCAAACCAGCUGUGAGGCCCCUGUCCUCCUCUGCCUCUUUUCAAGCUCCAUAUUUCCGUCCCAUCACACCCAUGAGGCAUGUCUCCCUUUCUUCUCUAGAUGUUGAGUUAGAGCAAUCAGAAACAUAAAUGUGCAUGUCUGAUGUCUGAGGGAUAAUACUUUAAUGUUGAAUUAAGACUGUGCAGACAAUGAAAAUCUAAAAAGUUGCAGAACAAAUGUUCUUUUGUGAAAUUUCCAAUAGAUCUUCUGAAAGACAGUACAAUCAUGUUUGAAUGAAAAUGUCUGAUUUUUAGGUUUGAAGUAAUUAUUCUGUUAUAUGGCUGUUGAGAAGCAGUUCAAAUUAUCUCCUCACAUGAGACUUUGAAAAGAAUUUAUGGGCCAGGGAGCUUUCAUAGAAAAUUAUGUCUGGUCAUCUUUUAUAAGGUGAUAAUGAGUGUUAUCUGCACAUAGCAGAGUUCCCCCCCCCUUAGGAGUUUAUAUGUUUUUAUAAAUUCUGUUGAUGAUAAUAUUGUUUACAUGUAUUUAAAAGACUGUAAAGGAAGUAUAUGUGGCACCUAUUAAUGAUGUUGAUGUUGAUCAUUUGUAAACACUUUGGAAAUUCUUAUAUAAGCCUAGAUAAUUUUCUCUUGGUUCCUUUAGAAUCAUGUAACAAACUUGGUCUGGACACUGAGGCAUGGACAAGAUUGGUCCUUGGCUAGAACAUAGACUAUAUGGGCAUUAAGUAGGGUUGGAAGUGGGUGCCCUUGCAGAUUCCUUGUGUGCAAACAGACUGCUGUCACCUGACUCCAACUGGGAAGAUGUGUUUUGAUGGUUGCGGCUCCUUGGGCCUCUCUCCAGGCUGGGGGCACUGUGGAAGGCAAGUGGGAAAGAAACUCUUGUCCACCAAACCCUCCGCACAGGUGGCUGCUGCUGGUGCCCGAUUCUCGUCCUGAAGUGUAAGUUCCUGUUCAGAGGCUCUCCUGUGGCUGAUGUGCCUUUCAUCUCUUCAUCAUUUCAGCUAACUUGUAAUUGUAUAAUCCCAUCUUUUCUCAUUUGACAUCACAACCUUUAAAAAAAACCUUUUCUUUUUAAAAGAUGGCACAUGUUUUCCAUUUUCUUUUUGUUCACAGAGCAUCCACAUUUAUAAAGGGAAUUGAGCACGGCUUAUUCCUUGGUCAGCAGUUUUGCAUGUGGCACCCUUAUGUGAAUUCAUUUUCUUAAUUUUUGCUUUAUAUUAUGAAUCACCACAAAGCUUGGCUAACCCUACAGAAAAGAUUGAGGCUUCAGUGUUCUCUCUGAGGGCAUUAUGACUGGCUCCCAGUGCAUCGCACACGUUCCAGGCUUGCUGGGAAGGGGCACCUUGCACAGCAGUGGGCGCAGGCAGCUCCUGGCUACACAGAGGAAUGCUGAACUGUUUGUUGCACAAGGAAUUUACUGUAAAAUAGAGGUUCCGUCCAGUGUCUGCCCACACUUAAAUGUUGAGGUGUCUGGACAGCCAGGAAUGUCACAUGGAUUCUGGCAGAGCUCCUGCAGUACAGUUGCCUUUAGUUUUCCUUUAAAGAUGUAAAAAUAUUGUAUAAUAGCUUCUCCCCCGACCCCCAACACAAUUGUAUUUGCUAAACUUAGUGCAUUUAACUACUUUUAUUUAUUUAGUUUUGGGAAGUAUUAAUAUAUAUGAACAUAUAGUUACCAUUUUAUAUAUUCUUAGCUCAUUCAAAGCCAUGUAUGCUGUAAAUGUGCAGUCUUUAGAAUGACAAGUAAUAAAUACCUGAUAAGAACAUUAAA
Molecule: messenger RNA, 5723 nt
Organism: Jaculus jaculus (lesser Egyptian jerboa)
Lineage: Eukaryota; Metazoa; Chordata; Mammalia; Rodentia; Dipodidae
Gene: Inpp4a
Product: inositol polyphosphate-4-phosphatase type I A
Exons: 26
Coding region: 361-3315 (984 amino acids)
Cellular component (GO): cytoplasm
Molecular function (GO): phosphatidylinositol-3,4-bisphosphate 4-phosphatase activity
Source: RefSeq, a predicted model, not a curated record